AUGGCCGAAACGAAGCUGCACAUCGACAGUGAAUUAUUGAUAGCUGCCGUAUUUUUAAGGAAGGAGUUGUGGGAGCAACGUUCACGGAAUUUCCGGAACCGAAUACUAGUUGACAGAAGUUGGCAGGAAAUUGCCGAAGAGUUCAAUGCAUGUGAAGACACAGUGGAGGAAAGGUGGAAAGCUUUGCGCGAUUCGUAUGGCAAGGUGCUGAAAAAUCUGCCAGUGUCUAAAUCCGGCGAUGCAGGCGGUGAAAAUUUUGAUACAUCUUGGCCAUACUUCAAAUGCAUGCAUUUCUUGCGGGAGCAAAUGAAGCCGAGAAAAACAACAGGUAAUUUGGCAUCCCCGCAACCGAACGCAGUAGCGAGCGACACGGUAAUUGAUGAAGGUGAUGUGGAUGUCCACUACGAGGACAUCGAAAUACUGGACGAAGAAGCCCCUGGCUGGUUUGAAGUAUCUGAACCGUCAACAUCGUCAAAUUCCAAAGUCAGCGCACCAGCUCCUCACAAAAAGAAGAAACUGACGCGAAGCUCUCAAUCCACACGAUUGCUUGAGAUCGAGCAAAGGAAGUUAGAAUUGCUUGAGAAAAAGGCGUCAGGUGGUAGCAGUCGAGAUGAGGAUGACACUAACAAGAAUGAUUACUUAUUAUAA
This is a messenger RNA of Armigeres subalbatus, 648 nucleotides long. RefSeq lists its product as uncharacterized. The record is from RefSeq and is a predicted model, not a curated record. Gene Ontology annotation, biological process: regulation of transcription by RNA polymerase II. The coding region runs from base 1 to 648 and encodes 215 amino acids. The transcript is spliced from 2 exons. NCBI's taxonomy places the organism in Eukaryota, Metazoa, Arthropoda, Insecta, Diptera, Culicidae. Gene Ontology annotation, cellular component: transcription regulator complex; nucleus.